UUCCUCCAUUGAACUUUCCUCCAGUCCCCAGGGGCAGUAUCGGUUGUAAUUGUGUUCUUUCUUUUAUGUGUUGAUACCAAUAAUAACACAGUAAUUCAAUCACAGGGAGUCCAACUGACUGGAGGACUUUGAACACACACAACUGCAGUCUAAUUCACUGAGGAAUUUAAACAGUCAGAGGAUCCUAAAGGGCGGGAAUUAUUUACAUAAGCAUUCAAAGCACAGAGAAGGGGGUGUUUCCGUGUCAUUUUUCCUUCUCUUAGCCUCACCCUUUUCUCUGUGUUGCACUCAGUGAGCUGCAGAGGAAUGAGCACAAUGUGGAAAACAGCAGCGUUUGUGUUCCUGCUGCUGAGCAUGGACAUGCAGGUGAAUGGUGCUGUGGAUAAAACUAAAGGGUCCGUGGCAGACAACUCCAGACCAGAGAAGAAGGUGAAAACAGAAGAGGCUGAAACCACUGAAAACACCCUUGCAGGUGACUCUGCUUCUCCAGGUUUCUUGGGAAAAUUGCUGGUGGUGCCCAUGGAUGGGAGUCACUGGGUGGGUAUGAAUGCAAUAGUCCAAGAAAUGGGUCGCCGUGGACACCAGGUCACCGUUGUGAUACCAGAAGUCAGCAUACGGUUGGGUCCAGCGGAUUUCUACGACAUUGUGACCUAUCCUGUUCCUUAUGAGAAGGCUUAUAUUGAUUCUAUCAUGUCCACACACAAGGACAUGUUGCAGAAAUCUGCACAGUCCUUCAUGGAGAAGAUAAGGAAUAGAUUUGCGCAGAUUCAGAAGAUUACAGGCUUGAUCCACACCACGGCAGAGAGCCUGCUGUUCAAUGACAGUGUGAUCUCACAUCUGGCACAGCAGAACUUCGAUGCUGUCCUAACAGACCCCAUGGUGCCCACAGGCUCAUUAAUAGCACGGAAAUUAGGUCUCCCCACUAUAAAUUUGCUGAGGGGAAUUCCAUGUGGUUUGGAUAUGAAGUCUGCAGGCUGCCCCUCGCCACCCUCAUAUGUGCCCCGCUACUUCACCAGAUACACGGAUAAGAUGAGCUUCAAGGAGAGGAUGUUCAACACUUUGGUUGCUUUACUGGAGCCGCUGCUAUGCAAACUGCUCUACUGGCACUUUGACAACAUAGCCUAUCGUUUCCUGGGAGAGGAGGUGGGCGUAGCUGAAGUGCUGUCGGACUCUGCUAUCUGGCUGCUGAGGAUGGACUUCACACUGGAGUUCCCACACCCACUCAUGCCUAACGUUGUACUAGUUGGUGGAAUAAACUGUGACGUGAGAAAUCCUCUGCCUGAAGAUUUGGAGUCCUGGGUGUCGGGAGAACAUGGGUUUGUGGUGUUCACUCUGGGUACCAUGGUGUCAGAGAUGCCAGUAGAGAUGACAGCUGUCUUCCUAGAAGCCUUUAGACAGAUUCCACAGAAGGUAAUAUGGAGGUACACCGGGCCGGUUCCUGACAGCAUCCCAGAAAAUGUGAAGUUGAUGAAUUGGGUGCCUCAGAAUGACCUGCUAGCACAUCCUGGAGCUCGGGCUUUCAUCACUCACGCUGGCUCCCACGGUCUCUUUGAGGGACUGUGCCACGCUGUUCCCAUGGUGUUGGUGCCAAUUUCGGCAGAGCAGCCUGACAACGCGGCGAGGUUGGUGAGCAGAAAAGCCGGAGUCGUGUUGGACAUUUUUUCGAUCACUACAGAAAACCUUCUUCAGGCACUGAAUGAGGUCAUCAAUGACACCAGGUAUAAAGAGAACAUACAGAAGCUGUCAUCUCUCCAUAAAGACCGGCCACUUGACCCUCUCGACCUCUCAGUGUACUGGACAGAAUUUGUGAUGCGGCACAAAGGGGCCAAACAUCUCAGACCUGCUGUCCAUGACCUCAACUGGUUCCAGUACCACUCCCUGGAUGUAAUAACACUGCUGGUUACUGUGGUGCUGGUUAUUGUAAUAGUGACAGUGAAAUGCUUGAAACUCUGCCUCCGGAAACUGAGCAGGAAGAGGAAGCAGGACUGAGCUGGUACUAUGUUUGCACCUUCAUCUCAGCAACAACACUGUAUAUUAAUGGAGAUUAAAACACCAUCAUUAUUAUUGAAAUAUUAAAGGGUGAUUUCUGUA
Epinephelus lanceolatus (giant grouper) is the source of this 2091-nucleotide messenger RNA. RefSeq names its product UDP-glucuronosyltransferase 1A1-like. The record is from RefSeq and is a predicted model, not a curated record. NCBI's taxonomy places the organism in Eukaryota, Metazoa, Chordata, Actinopteri, Perciformes, Serranidae. Gene Ontology annotation, molecular function: UDP-glycosyltransferase activity.